AUGCACCCUGAUUCUCGAUCUCCUGGACCUGGACACAAGCUGCCCCGCGAUGCAUCGAUUCCCCAUUCUUUGAGGCCAGGAUCCUCUCCUGCCGCUGCAGCUCUCAACAUGCCCAGCCGAGACCUUACGGUUGUUCGAAUUCCGCUGCGAAGAGCCAAACACCACUUCGGAGUGUUCUCGUCGAGAGGCCAACGAUCUUACAACGAGGAUACCAACCAAGCCGGAACGAUAAACAUGCCGGCGUUUGCCAAGCGAGCUCCCAUCAGUCUUCAAAGAAGACCCAUACAAAAGCCAGACGAGGCUACCUCUGCGGAUAGUGCACUUGGCGACCCUCAAGUCUUCUACUUUGGCGUUUUCGAUGGCCAUGGCGGAUCUCAGUGUGCUGAAUUCUUGAGAGAUGAGUUGCAUGGCUACAUUGAGCAGGCGUCCGCUGAAUUCGGGCUCCAGAGCAGCCUCAGGAGGAGUUCAACACCGGAGACAGGCCGCAAGGACGAAGACGAAGCCGAUAGGCACGGAGAGCUGAACAUGAAAUCAGAAGAGGAAGUCCGGGAUCAGAUGCGGGUCCCCAAGGAAGAUGCCCACGGUGUGGUGAAGAAUCCCAAGAGAAAGCAACCCAUCAAAGGAGUAGAUCCCGUCUCGGCCAAAGUGGAAGACAUUCCCAAGGCUGUCAAGUUGGAGCAUGAAUUGGUGGAGCAGUACAAGCAAACCGUCGGAGGCUACUUUCGACGAUUCAACCCGGAGUUCUUCAAGCAGCCGGAGGAUAGCGAAGAAGUCGAAGGUGACGGACCUCCAAUCACAGUCGAAUCGGUCCUGAUGUACGCUUUCCUCAGAGCAGACCUGGACUUCGUUUCUGCUCAAGCUCGCAAGCCGGACCCCGACGAUCCGCACGUCGGCGACUCCCCCCUCAACAGUGACGAAAUUCUCGGGGCGCCGCAUAUACCUCCCUCAGGGCACGGUAUUGGAGGGCUGUCACGCUUCAAGGGCGGGUCGACAGCAUCAGUGGCUCUCAUCUCGACUCCUACUCCGGCGCCUUUCUGGCAUCCCAAUGCCCAGUCUACCUUGGUCGUUGCUCAUGUCGGCGACACACGGAUACUCCUCUGUCAGACCACCACUGGCCUCUCUCAACCUCUGACAUCAGACCAUCACCCCACAACCCCCACGGAAAGCCGUCGCCUCCGUCGUUACGCCCCAGCCGGAUCCAUGGUUUCUGGUGACAGCUUUGGUGAGGAGCGAAUCAUGGGCCUGGCGAACAGCCGCUCCUUUGGCGACAUGCGGAGUAAGCGUAUCGGUGUGUCGGCAGAGCCGGAAAUCACCCGCGUCGAGAUCGGCCCGGCGGAGUACUCUUUCCUGGUGCUCAUGAGCGACGGCAUAUCGGGCACGCUUAGCGACCAGGAGAUUGUCGACGUAAUCAAGGAGGCCAGGACGCCUGAGCAGGGCGCCAAGGAUGUUGUGGAUUACGCGACCGAGGUCUCGCAUGACGGCGAUAAUGCUACGUGUCUUGUCGUCAGGCUAGGCGGCUGGGAGAGACGUUCCGAGGGCGGCGUCGGUAGCCUCGGAACCAAGGAAAUCCGCGACAAGAGGAGAGCGGAAGCGUUGGAUCCUCGACGUGGUAAGCGGUAG
This is a messenger RNA of Colletotrichum karsti, 1620 nucleotides long. RefSeq names its product protein phosphatase 2c domain containing protein. Lineage: Eukaryota; Fungi; Ascomycota; Sordariomycetes; Glomerellales; Glomerellaceae. Gene Ontology annotation, biological process: protein dephosphorylation. The record is from RefSeq and is a predicted model, not a curated record. Gene Ontology annotation, molecular function: protein serine/threonine phosphatase activity; cation binding. The transcript has a single exon. Bases 1 to 1620 code for a protein of 539 amino acids.